Molecule: messenger RNA, 914 nt
Organism: Bacillus rossius redtenbacheri
Lineage: Eukaryota; Metazoa; Arthropoda; Insecta; Phasmatodea; Bacillidae
Product: zinc metalloproteinase nas-7-like
Exons: 6
Coding region: 49-885 (278 amino acids)
Biological process (GO): proteolysis
Molecular function (GO): zinc ion binding; metalloendopeptidase activity
Source: RefSeq, a predicted model, not a curated record
CGCGCACGGGGCGCGCGGCCGCCAUCUCGCGAGGGAGCGCUGCACAAGAUGGCGGCCGGCCGGCUAGUUCUCGCGGUCGCCGCGGCGACGGUGGCGCUGCAGGUGGCUGUGGCGGCGCCUGGCGCGCCCGGCGCGGCACUGCAGCACAGCCUGAGGGAGGAGGACUUCAUAGAGGAUGUCGGCGCGCUGGCGGCUCGGCGGAAGUUGGCCCCGUGGGAGGUGAGCGGCAAGUUCGAGGGCGACAUCAUGCUGCCACCUGGCGUGAGCGCCGCGAACCUCAGCGCCGCCAACGGCCUGCGACACUGGCGCCCGCGCUGGCCCGGCGGCGUCGUGCCGUACCACAUCGACCCCGUCUUCAGCACAGCGCAGAGAGCCGUCAUCACGAGGGCGCUGGAGGAGUUCCACGAGAAGUCGUGCAUCAGGUUCCGGCCCUUCCAGCCCUCGGACCGCGACUUUGUGUACGUGUCCGGUGAGCCGACCGGCUGCUGGGCCUACGUUGGCCGCCUCAACGGGGGCCAACUGCUGAACCUGCAGAGGAACGGCUGUGUGCAUCACGGUGUGGUGGUGCACGAGUUCCUGCAUGCGCUGGGCUUCUACCACCAGCAGAGCGCCACCGAGCGCGACGACUACGUGCGGGUGCUAUGGGAGAACAUCGAGGCCGGCAUGGAACAUAACUUCGACAAGUAUAGCGAGUCCUUCAUCACCAACUACAACACCACAUAUGACUUCCAGAGUGUGAUGCACUACAGCGCCACGGCCUUCACCAAGAACGGCCUGCCCACACUCGAGGCUCUGGUGCCUGGAGUGACUACAAUGGGCCAGUAUGAUGGAAUGACAGACAUCGAUAUCGUGAAGCUCCAAAGAAUGUACGGCUGCAUGGACUGAAUACAUGGCAAUAAAAAUGCUUCAGUGAU